Molecule: messenger RNA, 1094 nt
Organism: Dunckerocampus dactyliophorus (ringed pipefish)
Lineage: Eukaryota; Metazoa; Chordata; Actinopteri; Syngnathiformes; Syngnathidae
Gene: ptpmt1
Product: protein tyrosine phosphatase mitochondrial 1
Exons: 4
Coding region: 88-636 (182 amino acids)
Biological process (GO): protein dephosphorylation
Molecular function (GO): phosphatidylglycerophosphatase activity; protein tyrosine/serine/threonine phosphatase activity; phosphatidylinositol-4,5-bisphosphate 5-phosphatase activity
Source: RefSeq, a predicted model, not a curated record
UUGAAAGUUACUGGGUAGUGGAGGGUGGGCACACAAACAGAGGUUAGGGGCGCACAGUGGUAGCUCACUAUCUAACUAAACUAAGACAUGUCCGCAGUGCUAGCAAGGCUGCUCUUCUACCCUACCUUAGCCUACAAUGUCGUAAUGGAGAAGGUGUCUUCGCGAAGGUGGUUUGACCGGGUGGACGAGACUGUGCUGCUGGGAGCUUUGCCUUUCAAAUCCAUGACCAAACAGCUGGUGGAAAUUGAAAAUGUUCGAGGCGUUAUCACCAUGAACGAGAUGUAUGAGACCAAGUACUUCUGCAAUUCGGCUGAGGAGUGGGAGGCUUCUGGGGCGGAACAGUUGAGGCUGAGCACAGUCGACAUCACCGGCGUUCCCAGUUUGGAGAACCUGCAUCGGGGUGUUGAGUUUGCGCUGCGACACAGAGAAAAGGGAAACAGCGUGUACGUCCACUGCAAGGCUGGACGCUCCCGCAGUGCCACGCUGGCUGCUGCAUAUCUCAUACGGCUGCACUGUGUGACGCCCGAAGAAGCGUGUCAGAAACUGGCGUCUAUCCGGCCCCACAUCCUGAUACGUGCUGCUCAGCUGGAAAUGCUGCGGAAAUAUCACCUGGCUGUGUGUGCACAGUCCCAUUAAGAGCACAGGGAAGUGUUUUUGAUGGCAUGAUGUGACUCAGAUUCGCCUUACUUGAACUCCCACCCCUUUCAUUUCACUGGACAGACCGUUAUUGCACAUUUACCAUAUUUUAAACUCUAGAAUGUCAAAAGUUUUACUUGGACUGGUCGCAUUUUAGUUGUUGGUCUACAACAAAACAGUUUGUGAAUGGUUUCGUUUCCUGUACUUGUUAUAUCAACCUUGUGCUGUGUAGAAAUGCAUUACAUUAGCAUGCAUGUAAGCACGUAUAUUUGUUUUAGCUGCUUCUGCGACUCUUCCCAAACCAGUUGGUCUACAACGUGCAUGUCGGUGUUGCAGAACUGCAUCUUAUAUUUCAUAAACAGCCAAAUAGCGUGUUUUUAGUUUUCUUACAUGUUUUUUUGUUGUAUACCUUGUCUGAAAAUACUGACACUCUUUGUUAAAUAAAAUAUUUAAAUCCU